AUGAUAAACUUCGAACGGGCAGGAGUCCCUCAGUGGCUCAUCCGCGCGUUUAAGAUCCAAAUUGCUUUUGUGCGAAUAAUUGCCAGGAUUAUAGGCCUCAGAUGCACUUACUUCAGCAAUAAAACCGGCCAGUUUGAACUGUCCACAUUUGAUAGGGCUUAUUCCACAGUGAUCCUAAUCAUAUUGAUUGUUGGUUUUCCGUUUGCUCUGCCUCUCGUCUAUAAAGGAGCGCGCAAUGUGAUCCCGUCCAAUUCAGUUCCUGCACUCAUUGGAACUUUUUCAGUCAUUUUCAAUUUCAUUGUCAUAAUCUUGAUUUAUCUGAAAGAAGUAGUCAAUAGUAAGAAAAUAAUAAAGUACUUGAAUGGAGUAUCGCAGGAGAUUGAGGAACGUUUUCUAAGGGAUGCCACAAUAAGGGAAUUAUGUGAUCCACUCUUCUACUUCCUCUUUAAAUUCCUCAUCUGCGAAGUAGUCUUUCUCUUAACCAACGCAUUUAGCAUGAUAUCAGUGAUUAAACAAUUCGGCAGUUCUUUUAUCUUAGUGGGAGUCUUAUCAAUGUAUCCCUAUCUCGUUCACUUCACUGUCAGCACAACCGUCUUCAUAGGUUCACUAAGGCUGAAGUUUUUCUUCAGACUCCUCAAUAAGAACCUCAUGAAUCUCGCUCGGGAAGUGCAGAAGAACAAUAUCGCCGAGAUGAGACAGUAUGAAAGAAUAUCAUUUAGUUGCAAUUUGAGUGAUAAAUUGGACGAAUACUCACUGUACUAUGAAAGUAUUUCCAACGCAACUAAAGGCCUGUUGGAUCUCUACUCCUUGCAAUUGCUUCUUCUCAUCAUUAACAACUUCAUUGCGACGACCUUCCAAAUGUUUCUCCAGUAUGUUUUCACUAGAUUGAUUUUCAUGGGCAGACUUGAAGCAAAUAUCACAUUAGCAAGCUUUUCAAUGGUUGUCCUUAUCAUUGGAUUCUUGGACUUUACUAUGCACGGCAUUGUUGGUCAACAUGUGAGAGACGAAGCUAAGCGAACAGGAUUAAUUCUGCACAAAAUACCAACUCAUCAGAUGGACAUAAGAUUCCGAAGAAGUAUUGAAACUUUCUCCUUGCAAGUUCUUCAUGAGAAUCCCAGUCUAUCCAUUUGUGGUUUCUUCAUUCUAGACAUUGGUCUUAUUUCAUCAGUAAUCGCUGGAAUUUCGAGUUAUGUGCUCAUCCUCAUUCAGUUCGAUCAGGCACAGGAGGCGCCGUGAGUUGGAUGUGCUAUGAGAUCUCCAUCAGCGUCUC
Molecule: messenger RNA, 1270 nt
Organism: Phlebotomus argentipes
Lineage: Eukaryota; Metazoa; Arthropoda; Insecta; Diptera; Psychodidae
Product: gustatory receptor for bitter taste 93a-like
Exons: 3
Coding region: 1-1236 (411 amino acids)
Biological process (GO): sensory perception of taste
Cellular component (GO): membrane; axon; dendrite
Source: RefSeq, a predicted model, not a curated record